AUGUUGAUCAAUCAGUACUACUCAGCUGGACCAUCCCGCGUCACCAACUACUAUUACGGCCCCACCCCUACCUAUAUCCCGACCUGCGCGCCUCGCCCAGCUCUCGCACAUCCGUCGCCGAAGCCGACGUAUCACUACCUCCCGCCCGUCCUCCCCACACCUCGACUUGGAGCGUACGGUGGAUCACCCGUCAUCAUUAUCAAUAAUGUCACCUCGUGCCGGGACCCACCAACCUUCACACCACCUGUGGCAGCCAGUCCGCUGCCGGUCUACGACGAGCCUUCGUACACGACUACAAGAUAUCUGGUCAACGGAGAGGAGAUACCAGGAAUGUCACCUUACAAGCCUGUGUGCGCUCUGGGCGAUAGCACGUUCGAGGCAGGCCCUCCAAUGUGUUCACCGCCCUCGCCGCGCCCAAUCCCAUCGCCUCCUACGUCGCCUCCACCCCCUCCGCCCAAUGCACUCUCUGCCUCCCACGGUACCAACGCAACGAACCAACAUAUGUUCUCUUUCCCAUCGUCUCGGAUUAGAUCAGGCUCCUCGGCUACACAGACUAGUACCAGAAGGCCCCUUCCUCCUACCCCUACUGCCUCUCGCCGUCGGUCCGGCUCACCAGACGGCCAAUCCGAUGUACGCGACGCGACUAGGACUUCCGAACCUCCGAACCAGCCUGAUCGGGGUGCUGCUGCUGAUCUCCAAACCUCGUCGCAUCGACGUGAGAGCAGUACUGACUCGACGGCCAGUGACCCUGUGGUAGAGGAGUGGCGGCGGGAGUCGCGAAGAAACACAUUGCUGAACUCCAUCCGUCUGCGCCACCCAUCUUUGUAUCCCAACAGUGCAACGCGUGUAGGUCGUCGGCCGUCGGGUCCUCAGAGCAGAGCAAGGCGUGGAUACGCAGGCGAAUCUCUGGAGCAUACGCCUCAAGUCCGGAUCGCGUCACGAAGAGAGACCGGUCCUCGGGCUGAGACGAGGGGGAAGUUGUAG
Molecule: messenger RNA, 984 nt
Organism: Peniophora sp. CBMAI 1063
Lineage: Eukaryota; Fungi; Basidiomycota; Agaricomycetes; Russulales; Peniophoraceae
Source: the annotation of a GenBank genome assembly